AUGAACCGACUGUUUGGCUUCAACCGCAGUGCUAAUGGAAAUCGUCGUGGCGCUGCAAGCCACGUCCCCCCCGCUGGAAAUGGUUCGGGUGCUCUUUCUCCGGGGCAAACGGCAACCGUCAACACUGAGUCCGUUGAUGGAAACCCCAUUAAUCGUCGCAGACGCAGAGCGAGCCAAGAACAUAUCGACGCUCGCUACGGACGCCCUAGGUUGCUGGUUGACGACCUCUUGGAUGUGAUUGACUCUAACCUUCCCACUGACAAUUACUUGACAUACAAUCCUUCGACCAUCAAGGAAUUGCUUGCAUACUAUGAUGAUGGUGAGAGGCUCAUCCAAAGUAUUGAUAGGAUUUACCGAUCAGCUCGUCGGCUGCACCCGAAUGUUGAAGAGCCGGGCUUAGUUCAUCUCAUCUCAACUCGGAUUGUGUUGAGAUAUGGACUCAUGCAAAGCUCCACCUUCAAGGCAAGGCUGCUUUUGAUGACCUGUAAGACUAUUGAACAGGUCAAGCAGUGGGUGUACACCAAUGACUUGUACAACAUGAAGGCUUUCAUGUUCAAGCGUUAUGCUUUGGCCCAUCCGAGAGAUGUUGAAUUGACGCCCUCACCUGAUAUGUAUUGGACGAACAGUGCCAACACUUUCAUUGAUGUCAUCUAUUCAAGAGUAGUGGCGAUUUACGACAGCACGUCGUGUCUCAAAAUUCAUAACGCUUUGAUCUCUUAUUUAAAGACUGCCAACCCCAACUGGGCUGAGUCAUACCCGCUUGAGGAUCAGUUGCCAACACUUAAGGUAUACUACGAUGAACCCAGAACCGUGCCUACCCAAUUCCCUGGAAGACCUGAGAGUGAACAUGAGACUACUGACCCUAACAUUGAGGGCAUUGCUUCAAUACAUCUUGGCCCGAACAUCAAGGGCAUAGUUUCCGAACAACUUGAGGGCAUUGAUUUCUCCGUUUUUGAAACCUUGUCAAGCGAUUACCUCCAAGAUCCCGGCAACAUAAAGAAAUUGGUUAAGCGAUUUGACACUGGCAUUAAAGUGAUGUCAUCGCUUUUGAGGAUUUUUGACACCGUUGUUGCAGGUCAGCCUAAGUUUAAUCUGACCCAAAGCGAGGGCGUUGCCAGGGCAUUCGAAGAGAAAUCUGGACUCACUCAUCACCCCACCAGUAACCUGGCUGAGAUGUUGUAUUCGUGCACGAAGCGCCUGCAGUACAUGAAAUGGUGCUUCAUGUUUCUCAUUACCCCGUGGGCCAUAUGGGCAAAGAUAUACGUGUAUUUCAACCCUGGGUUGAUGGAUGCUGGUGACCGUACAUUAACCAAGCUCUGGUUUGAUCACAAUAACGUGCCGUUUUUGCUAGACUAUGAUGACUUUUUUAUGGGUAUUGCCAAGUGUGAAACGUGGCCGACGUGCUCGACGAGCGCGGCUAACGUCAUCUGGAAGUUGAUGUCGAAUGUGGAACGCUGGUGGGAACCGCGCAUGUCGUCGAAAUCUUUGAAGUUACUUGACAAUAUCAUCACGCGCAUCGAUCGUAUUGACAACUUAGAACUUUACGACUAUGAGCAACGUUGA
Molecule: messenger RNA, 1563 nt
Organism: Diutina rugosa
Lineage: Eukaryota; Fungi; Ascomycota; Pichiomycetes; Serinales; Debaryomycetaceae
Exons: 1
Coding region: 1-1563 (520 amino acids)
Source: RefSeq, a predicted model, not a curated record